Schistosoma rodhaini is the source of this 588-nucleotide messenger RNA. The record is from the annotation of a GenBank genome assembly. Lineage: Eukaryota; Metazoa; Platyhelminthes; Trematoda; Strigeidida; Schistosomatidae.
AUGAUAGCUAAAAUCUUUCUCAUCAUGUUUCUAUUGGGUCUGAAGAGUACAGUUUUUGGAGAAUCUAUUAAGAGUUCUAUAAAUGAAUUUGAAGAAUUACACUGUCAAUUAAUUUGUGAAACAUGUGUUAUGAAUGUUCGUGGUAUUCGAUGGUUGCUUCUACAAAGUUAUACACGAAAGAUUAUAGCUGAACUGUUAUCUAUAUUGUGUAAUUUCUUUCCAUAUAAACAACCUCGUGCUCAAUGUAAACGCUUCUUUAAAGGACCAUUUGAUGGGCUGGUUCAUGAUUUUGUUGUUAAUAUGAGUGUUUAUGAACCAUGUCAAUAUCUUGGACUUUGUGAAACAGUUCAAGAAGAAUUGAUGAUAAGUCCAGAUGAUUCAUUCUAUACCAAUCUAUUGAUGAAAACAUUGAGCAUAGUAAAAGAAGAUAUAGAGUCAAUUAUUACACCAGAGUCUAUUGAACAAGCAGCUAUAAAACUUUGUUCUUCUGAUAACACGUGUAUAAGAACUUUCGAGAAAUCUGCCAUUGAUCUCAUCAAAGUUAUUACUAAAAAUUCAGAUGGUGAAUGGUUCUCAGACGAUUUUUGA